Micromonas pusilla CCMP1545 is the source of this 567-nucleotide messenger RNA. RefSeq lists its product as uncharacterized. Lineage: Eukaryota; Viridiplantae; Chlorophyta; Mamiellophyceae; Mamiellales; Mamiellaceae. The coding region runs from base 1 to 483 and encodes 160 amino acids. Gene Ontology annotation, biological process: proteasome assembly. The record is from RefSeq and is a predicted model, not a curated record. The transcript has a single exon.
AUGACGACGACGUCGACGCCGCCCGCGCGCCCUCCCCAACGCGCGGUGCGAACGUCCCAGCGCGCGUGGAUCAUCGAGGGCGUCCACACCGAGUGCCUCGUGACGGACUACGACGACCGCGCGCUCGUCGUCGUGACGCAGGUCGCGAAGCUCGGGCUCGUGUUCCACGCCGCGGGCGGGAGCGUCGAGCGAGGCGGCGGCGACGGCGGAAACCUCCCCGGACACUACGCCCCGAAACUCCGCGCGCUGAGCGGCGGCGGACGGAAGGACGACGAGCUCGUGCAGGCGGUCGCGAGCCGCGUCGUGCAGGUGGUGCGAGGCGCGGGAGUGGACAAACCCGUGAUCGUGUCGAUGGGGCUCGAGAAGGCGUUCAGGGAGAUGGACGCGCUGCGAGGGAUGGCGCGCGUGUGCGGGGAUUUCGCCGCGGAGGCGCUGUCGGGGGUCGUCCCUCCGUCGAGCGCGGCGGUUUCGGCGGCGACGUAGGCGGAGGGUCGACGACGAUAGGUAGCCCGGCGGCCUCGUGGGCUCGGCCAGUAGGAUUUCUCGAUGUGCGUCCAGUUGGCAACG